ACUCUGACAUCCUUCUCGACUCAUCGCUUCGCUUCUCUUGUUUUCUCUUCGCUCCACACACACACUCACUAACACUCACACUCUACAGUACACCUUGUCCAUCUCCAAGAGAUGGUAAGAGCUCCUUGUUGUUCAAAAGUUGGAUUGCACAGAGGUCCAUGGACUCCCCGAGAAGAUGCAUUACUCACCCAAUAUAUUCAAUCCCAUGGCGAAGGCCAAUGGAGAUCACUCCCUAAAAGAGCUGGCCUUCUUAGAUGCGGGAAGAGUUGCAGGUUGAGAUGGAUGAACUAUCUGAGACCAGAUAUCAAGAGAGGCAACAUAACACCCGAGGAAGACGAUCUCAUCAUUAGAAUGCAUUCACUCUUAGGGAACAGGUGGUCCCUCAUCGCUGGAAGGUUACCGGGAAGAACCGACAAUGAAAUAAAAAAUUACUGGAAUACCCACCUCAGCAAGAAGGUCCUCAGGAGUCAACCCAAGAAGAAGAAGCAGAAGAAGAAAGACGCACAAGCAGAGGGAGAGGCAGAAACAGAGAAGAACAACAAGACCGUUGUUUAUUUACCCAAACCAAUUCGAGUUACCGCUAUUCCAAGAACCAAAAGUACCCUAACCUUGGAAUCCAAUUCAGGAAGCGCAUCAACGAGCCACGAGAAACAAGAAGUUGCGCAAGAGGUAAAUAAUAUUGAUGACGUCAUGAUUUGCGGUAACGUCGAAGAAGAUGAGGAGCUUGGACUGUUUCUCGGUGGUGAUGGUGAAGAUCAAUACCAUAUUGACCAAGUAGUCAACGGAUCUGAUGACGUGGAAUGCGGGUCCCCUUACUUUAUCGGGGAUUGUGAAUCCCUUGAGAAGUUAUAUGAAGAAUACCUUCAGUUGUUGAACACGGAUGACGCCAAUCCUGACCAAUUCGAUUCUGUUAAAAAUUUUCUACUGUAAAACUGUAAAAAUACCCCAUGUAUGUAAAAA
Molecule: messenger RNA, 960 nt
Organism: Arachis duranensis
Lineage: Eukaryota; Viridiplantae; Streptophyta; Magnoliopsida; Fabales; Fabaceae
Product: transcription repressor MYB6-like
Exons: 2
Coding region: 112-930 (272 amino acids)
Source: RefSeq, a predicted model, not a curated record